AUGAAGAAAAGCAAGAAGAGCAAGAAAACCAAGAAAACAAGUGAAAAGGUUAUUGACCCCCAUGUUCCCCAGGAGUAUAAAGGAGCCCCUAUAGAGAAUUCUGUAUACAAAACAGGGGCAAGGGCUGUAUCUUUAGUACAUGCUGUUAUUGAAUCGUUUGGUAAGAAUAUUCAAUGUUUUAGGAAUUUAAUAAUAUGUUCAUAUAAGUAUAGAAGAAUGUUACGAACAACUGCAAAUAAGUUUGAUGAAAUUAAUGAUAUGUUAAAAGGAGUUGUAUACGAAAUAUUGAAUACCUUCGAUUUAAGAGUUGCCAUAUUUAAUGUGUUUUGGCUUCGUGAGUGGGUUGAAUUUAAUUAUCGUUUAACUGGAACAAUAGGAAGAUUUUCUUUUAAUAUUACUAAGAAUACAAUAUCAUUGUUUCUUAAUAUGUAUAAGCAUUUAAAGGAUAUUUCUAAUGUACAUAUGCCUGAUUUAAUUAAGAAAGUGUAUUGUUUAGAUAAUAAAUAUAAAGCCCAAGCUGUUGAAUGUUCUGAAGAAGUUGAUGCAGAAAAUGUUGUUUACAGAUAUAGUUUACUUGAGUUAAUUGAAUUGGAUUUCUAUGUUUAUUACAAGGAAAAUUUUUAUCUGUAUAAUACCAUAUGGCCAGUUGGAAUUAAAAAUAAAUCUCCUCAUUUAACAACUGAUAGUAAAGGUAGAGUUGUGAUUCCUUGGAUUGUUUUUGGAAAUUCUUUUACUUUCUAUCUAUAUGUUUUUAAUAUCUUGACAUUAUUUAAAUGGUUUGUAUUUGAAGUAAAAAGUUUUUUAGUUUAUGUAUCAGGUUUAAUCAAGUGGUUGAAUAUCAUUGAAGAUAAACAUGUUACUAUAAGGUAUAUGUGUUGUGCAUAUUCGUUGAAAAACUUAGAUGGAGUUGUUAAAAAAGGAAUAUUUUACCUUGGAAAUAAGGUUCCCAAAGUUGUUGAAAAAGGGCUUCCUUGCCUCCCACACGUACAAAAUGUUGCAUGCAGAAUAGUUGAUAUAGAUAUGAUUGAACAGAAUGUUGUAGUAGAGAAAGUUGUAGUAGAGAAUGUUGUAGUAGAGAAUGUUGUAGUAGAGAAAGUUGUAGUAGAGAAUGUUGUAGUAGAGAAUGUUGUAGUAGAGAAUGUUGUAGUAGAGAAUGUUGCAGCACAGAAUGUUGCAGCACAGAAUGUUGUAGCAGAGAAAGUUGAAAAAAAGGCUGAAGAUGAAUUAAUGGAAAAUAUUGUUAAUGAUUGGAGAAUUUCCUUAUAUGAUAAGAGUAAAAUUAUUGCUUUACUUGCAUUGUUAUAUAAUGAAAAUGAAAGUAAUGGUGAUGAAUAUUUAGAUGUAAAUAGAGACAGAAUUAUUAACUUGCUGUUUUUUCUUUAUAAGAAAUAUAUUGAUAAGAAAGAUUUAGAACUCUCCACUAAGUCAAAAAUCACUGAUAUUUUAUGUAUGUUGUAUGCAGUAGAUUCUACUACUAAUAAGGAUGAUAAGUUGAUGAGAAAGAAUAUUAUAGAGAUCCUUUCUGUUCUUCUUAAAAAGAAAUAUAAGAAUGAACCCUUUUUCACGAUUAAGAGAAAAAAAGUUAUUGACUUAAUAUAUUUCUUUUUCGUCACAAAAGAUAAAAAAGCUGAAGUUUCCAAUAUGAACAAAAUAGUGGAAGCAAUGAAGAAUGGCAAUUCAUUUAGAAGUAUUAUUGGUAUCUUGGAUAAAAGUCUGCUUGAUAUUAAUGCCAAGGUCCAAAUGGUGUAUGAGAAGAAAAAUGAAAAAUUGCUUAGUGUUGAUGAUGAUAUGGUUACGGAUAUUCCUAAAGAGGAAGAAAUUAAAGGACUUAAAGCAGUAGCCCAGGUUAAGGAAAAUGAGUCAAUUGAAUCAAUUGAAGCAGUUGAAGCAGUUGAAGCAGUUGAAGCAACUGAAGCAGUUGAAGUAGUUGAAGCAACUGAAGUAGUUGAAGUAGUUGAAGUAGUUGAAACAAUUGAAACAAUUGAAGCAGUUAUAGUUGAAGCAGUUGAAGCAAUUGAAGUAGUUGAAACAGUUGAAGCAGUUGAAACAUCUGAAACAGUUAUAGUUGAAGAAGUUGAAAAUGAGUCAAUUAAAGUAGUUUCAGAAGUUAAUGACAUUAAAGAAGUUGAAACAGCUAAUGCAUGCAAAGUUCCACCUAAAUGUGUUGUUCCUAAAUCAGGAAAAAAGAAAAGAAGAUUGAAGAAAAGCAAGAAAAUAACUAAAAGUCAAUGCUUAUUUAGUGAUGGAGAAAUAGUUAAUAAUGAUUCUUCUGACAUCAGUGAAAAGGUAAAAACAAAGAAAAACGUUGCUGUAAUUAUUAGUAAGAAAAAUGUUGUUCCUGAACCCUCAUCACAAAAAAAUGAUAAGGAUAUGACUGAUGACUUAAUUAAAACUGUUGUUAAGAAGAAGGUUAUUCACGAUGAUUCUUCAGAAGAGAGCGAAAAAGAAGUUAUUGUCAAGCAAGUUGUUAAGAAUGAAAUAAUUGAAAACGAAGUUGUUAAAAAGGAUGUUGUUGAAAAUGAAGUUGUUGAAAAUGAAGAUAUUGAUUAUCCUUGUUAUCCUGCAGAUAAAAAAUUAAUUAUGUAUUAUGAAGUUGAUAAUAAAGUUGUUGAAAAUGAAGUUGUUGAAAAUGAAGUUGUUGAAAAUGAAGUUGUUGAAAAUGAAGAUACUGAUUAUCCUUGUUAUCCUGAAGAUAAAAAAUUAAUUAUUUAUUAUGAAGUUGAUAAUAAAGUUGUUGAAAAUGAAGUUGUUGAAAAUGAAGAUAUUGAUUAUCCUUGUUAUCCUGAAGAUAAAAAAUUAAUUAUUUAUUAUGAAGUUGAUAAUAAAGUUGUUGAAAAUGAAGUUGUUGAUAAUAAAGUUGUUGAAAACGAAGUUGUUGAAAAUGAAGAUAUUGAUUAUCCUUGUUAUCCUGCAGAUAAAAAAUUAAUUAUGUAUUAUGAAGUUGAUAAUGAAGUUGUUGUAAAUGAGGAAAAAUGUUCAACUUUGGAUAAUAACGUUGUUGUUGCAGAAGAAGAUAUUGAUUAUCCUUGUUAUCCUGCAGAUCAAGAAAUAAUUAUUUAUUAUGAAGUUGAUGAUGUGCUUGUCGAAAAUGAAGAAAAAUGUCUCGCCCUAGAUGAUAAUGUUGCUGUUGUUGAUGAAGAGGAUAUUUAUUAUGAAGUUGAUAAUGAUGUUGUUGUAAAUGAGGAAAAAUGUUCAACUUUGGAUAAUAACGUUGUUGUUGAAGAAGAAGAUAUUUAUUAUCCUUGUUAUACUGAAGACCAAGAAAUAAUUAUUUAUUAUGAAGUUGAUGAUGAACUUGUUGUAAAUGAAGAAAUAUGCUCUAAGUCGUACGAAAAGAUCGUUAUUACUAAUGAAGUUGAUAAUGCACCUACUGUUAAUGAUAAGACAUGUUCUACAUCGGACCCAAACGUUGUUACAACCGAUAAAGUUGAUAGUGCACCUACCAUUAAUGAUAAGACAUGUUCUACCUCGGACCCAAACGUUGUUACAACCGAUAAAGUUGAUUGUGAACAGGUUGUUAAUGAUAAGACAUGUUCUACCUCGGAUCCAAACGUUGUUACAACCAAUAAAGUUGAUUGUGAACAGGUUGUUAAUGAUAAGAUAUGUUCUACCUCGGAUCCAAACGUUGUUACAACCAAUAAAGUUGAUUGUGAACAGGUUGUUAAUGAUAAGACAUGUUCACCUGUCGUUGAAAAGGUCGUUAACAGAACGAACAAGUUGAAUAGUGCACUGAAAGUUGAUAAAAAUAUUUGUUCUUCUAAGAGUGAAAAAAUUGUUAAUGAAGUUGUAAAGAAUAAUUCGAACAAUGUUGAUAUUCCUCCAGUUAAGACAACGAAAAAAGUUACUUUUGUUGACGCAUUAAAUAAAAGUAAAAAUGGAAUAAAAGAGAAAUUAUGUUCAUUUGUUAACAAAAACAUUUUAAGGAGAAUACCAUUGAAGAAGAAAGUAAUAAGUGAUAGUAGUAGUGAUAAAAGUGAUAGUAAUCGUAGUAAUAAUAGUGAUCAUAGUACUAGUGAUAAUGAGACGCUGUUUGAUUAUAGGAAAAAGCUUAUUGAAGAUAUUCUUGAAAAUGAAGAGAAUGAAGUUAUUAACAACAAUUCGUCUGGUGAUUAUAAAGAAAAGGUUAUUAAUGCAAUGUUAGGUAGAGUAAAAGAAAAAGAAAUUAAAGAGGAUAUUAAUGAUAUGUCAAAAGUUGAAGCAGUAAUGAACAAUAAUAAUUCAGUUAAGCAAGAUGUAAUUUUUCAAGUACCUUCUACUCCUCAAGUAUGUACGAUUAAUCCUGAAGUAGUUAAUAGUAAUUUGAAUGUUGAAAACUCAGUAUUAUUUAUUGAGAAUCCAAUAGUUAAUGUUGUUCCUUCGUUUUUUGUUGAAUCAGUUGAAAACUCAGUAUCAUUUAUUGAGAAUCCGGUAGUUCAUGUUGUUCCUUCGAUUUUUGUUCAAUCAAUUGAAACCUCGAAUAAGAGAAAUUUUCUGACGAAGAAUAAAAGGAAAUGGAUACGUAGAAGAAAAAAGAAAAGAUUAUACAAUAUAUUUGUUAUUAGAAAGUACGUUAAAAAAAUGAAGUCGAAAAGAAAUAAAAGAAGAAAUAGAAGAAGAAGAAGAAGAAGAUCAAGAAGAAGAAAUGUACAAAAAAAUUGUAUGAAUGAUAAAAGGGGAAAUGUAUUUAAGAAUGAAAAGGUUUUUAUGGUUAAUUCUCCAAUGGUUCCAUCUUCGUUUAACAUGCCACAGAAAGCGUUUGAUGCUGAUUUGCAAACAAAAAUUGAACUUGAAAAUUUUUUACAGCAUCAAAAGCAGUUAGCUUAUGAAAAACUAUUAGAAGAAGAAAGGAAAUUAGCUGAGCAAGAAAGAAUUCAAAAUGAAAUGAAAUUAGCUGAACAAGAAAGAAUUCAAAAUGAAAUGAAAUUGGAAGAAGAGAGAAGGUUGGAGUAUAUGAGGCAAUUAGAACAUGAACAAAAAAUGCAGUAUGAAAAGGAGUUAGAAGAAGUUAGAAGAAUUGAACGUCAAAAUGAAUUAGAAUGGAGAAGAAGAAAAGAGAUUUCAAAAAUGUUUAUGAAACAACAGGUUGAUAUAAGUAAGGAAAACGUUGUUGUCAAAGAGAAUGUUGUUGUACCAGAGAAUAAUUUUUUCCCUGAGAAUGUUGUUGUGCCAGAGAAUAAUUUUUUCCCUGAGAAUGUUGUUAUGCCAGAGAAUAUUAUAAACUUGGAGAAUAACACAAACACGGAGAAUUAUGCUGAAAAAUCAGAUGAUGAUAUAAAUGAAAAAUAUAUUAGUCCACCUGACAAUAUGAACGAAAGGAACUUUUUUAAAAGAGAAUGUGAUGAGGAUUAUCAUAAAAUUUUCAAUGAACAACGAGGUACUUGCGGAAAUGAUGAAAACCCUCCUGUAUAUUUUAAUGAAGAGAAUUAUAUGUAUGAACAGAAUUUUCUUAAUGAAGAAAAAAUUAAGAAAGAAGAAGAAUCAUUGAAGAGAGAAGAAAUAGAUUAUAAUAAUCCUUAUGCAGAAGAUCAAACGAAUGUUAAAGAAGAGAAUCUUUUUAACAAUCAGUUUGUAAAUGAAGCAUUGCAUAAUAAUCAAGAAAAUGUUGAGAAGAACAACAAUAAUGUUAAUGAAGAAGCUAAUAAGAAGGUAUCAAACAAUAUAGAUGAUUUUGUUAAUGCUGAUGAAUUUCUUGAUACAGAUUCGCAAUUAUCAGAAGUGAAUCCUUUUGAAAAUAAAACAGAGUCAAAAGAAGAGAGUUCUGAUAGCGAUGCGUCAUGUACCACAAAUGGAGACAAUCGAAGGAAUAGAGAUGCUGAAACAAGUUUUGAUGAGGACUAUGCUUCUGCUAGUGUAACUAGAUCAUCGUGUAAUUAUGAAGAAGAAUUUGUUGAUGUUGACAAUAGUGAUAUGGAAUAUUCUGUAAUGUUUCCAAAUAGAUGGAGAGUAGAUUAUCAUCAUGAUUUCGCUGAUAUUUUAAAUAAUAUGCCAUUUCCUGACACAUAUAUGGUUCCUAAUCCCUCUGAAUAUAUUGAGAAUGAGAAUUACACAAAAUUAAAGAUUAACUAUCCUGUAAGGGAUACAUCAGAUAAAAUAAUGUCUUAUCUAAAAGAAAAGGAUGCCAUAUUAGGUCACAAAUGGAAACAAGCACAGGAAUUUUUGUUUCAAACAGUAAAAUUUUUUAAAGCUUUGAAAGAUCGUGUUAAAAGAAAGUUUAAGUAUUCCACAAAGGUAAGUACAUAUCAUUAUUAUGCGCACAGAAUAUAUGAACUUUUGCCUAAGUUAAGUUUUUCCACAUGUAAGAAAGUAUAUAUGUAUUUGGAUGAUGUGAAGCCACAUGUAUUAAAUGAAUUAGCACGAGAUGAGUUCAUAGAAGAAAACAAUACAAGAAAUUUAUCGUUUGAAAUAAGGAAGAGUGAGAAAUUAACAACAAAGGCAAUACGUUUACAUUUCCUUAUUUGUGUAGAUUUUUUGAUUGAAAAUAUGAAUAUAAUUAUAGAUGCAGAUAAUAAACAGAACGAAUUAAUUAAAUAUAAGGAAUUUUAUUUUAGUCGAUUUGGCAAUUUAGUACCAUUUUAUGACACCAAGCAUCCAUACAUUUUGGAGCUUGAAAAAUUACAGAAAGGAUUAUAUCUUUUAGUAUUUAGAUUAGAAGAAGCAAUGUUGUUCAUUAAGUAUUGUGAUUAUGAUAUGGAUAGAAUAAUAAGAGGUUCAAGUUCUCAUUUCAAUUGUUUUAAUUUAAUUCUAUGUCAUUGGAUUUUUAGAAUGAGAAGAGUUUGUACAGAUUCAGUCAAAGAAUGGGUAUUUCCUAGUGAAUUAUUUGCAGAUGUACAUAAAGAAUCUAUGAUUACUACUGCUGCAAGAACUGAUGAAUCUCUGAAAAGAACCAAACCACCUGUUGAUGAUGCAUUAAUAAUUGAAGUUUUAUUAAAGUAUAAGGAUUCUAUAGAGGAUGGUAGCUUGCGUCCUUAUGAUGAAAGAUGUAUUAGAAAUUCUAAGGCCAUGUUCAAAGUUUAUUUGUGUACCAAAUUAUUAUAUGAUAGAGUAUGUGAAGAAUUAGCAUUAUACAAUGUUGAAAUAAUAAUAAAUAAUGAUUUGUUUGAAGUUAUUUGUUCUAAACAUUUUGAUAUACUUCACUCAUGGGACCGAAUAUCUAAGUUGAAUGAGCAAAUAAACGAGUGGAAUUUAUGUAACGAACCUUUAUUAGAAGAAGUACCGAAUUUAUAUUUGGACGUGUUUAAGAGAAAUUCUGACGAUGAAGAACCAAGAUAUGAGGCAUUUGACAGACUUAUGAAUAUCCACUUAGAAGCUACUAGAAUAGAUAUAGAACAAAGUCAUACUAAGCAUCUUGCUAAAUGUCAAGGGGUUGAAUUUAUAGAUAAUAAAGAGGAAAAUAUUAAUGUUUCGAAAAAUGAAGAAGUAUUACCAAAUGUGGAACAUGUACAAAAUAAUAAUGUGAAUGAGGAAAAUAUAAAAGUUGAAUUUUGUAAUGAUGUAUAUGAAUCAAAAGAACAAACAAUUGAAGUACCAUUAGUUGAAAAGGUAGAAGAUAAUAAUUUAAUUAACAAGCAAGUGAAUGAGGAAAAUAUAAAAGUUGAAUUUUGUAAUGAUGUAUAUGAAGCAAAAGAACAAACAAUUGAAGUACCAUUAGUUGAAAAGGUAGAAGAUAAUAAUUUAAUUAACAAACAAGUGAAUGAGGAAAAUAUAAAAGUUGAAUUUUGUAAUGAUGUAUAUGAAGCAAAAGAACAAAUAGUUGAACAACCAUUAGAUGAAAAGCUACAAGAUAAUAAGAAGGAAGAAAAUAGUAAUUUAUUUCAUAAUAUAUAUCCAGGUUUUCAAAAUCAAUUAGAGCCAUGUGUUGAAAAUGUACAAAAGGAUAAUAAUUCAUUACAACCAGUACAAUUAUUAAAUAACAAUUUACCUCAAACAACUUCACCAGUAGUUGAAAAUUUACAAUAUUCAGAAAAUUAUUCACAUUUACAAAACCGUCCAUUAUAUGGAAUUCCAGAACUUGGUUAUCAUUCAGGCAGGCUCAGUACAUUACUAUCCAAGAAUGACAAAUGUAAUAAUAUUCCAUCAAACAAAUCAGACGUGAACACGCCAAAAUUGAAUUUAUUUCCAUCAAUGAAAUCAGACGUGAACACGUCAGAAUUGAAUUUAUUUCCAUCAAACAAAUCAGACGUGAACAAGUCAGAAUUGAAUUUAUUUCCAUCAAUCAAAUCAGACAUGAACACGCCAAAAUUAAACUUAUUUUCAUCAAACAAAUCAGACGUGAACAAGUCAGAAUUGAAUUUAUUUCCAUCAAUCAAAUCAGACAUGAACACGCCAAAAUUAAACUUAUUUUCAUCAAACAAAUCAGACGUGAACACGCCAAAAUUAAACUUAUUUUCAUCAAACAAAUCAGACGUGAACAAGUCAGAAUUGAAUUUAUUUCCAUCAAUGAAAUCAGGCAUGAACACGCCAAACUUAAAACUAUUUUCAUCAAACAAUUUAGACACGAACGUGCAAAAAUUAAAUUUAUUUUCAUCAAACAAAUUAGACACGAACGUGGAAAAAUUAAAUUUAUUUUCAUCAAACAAUUUAGACACGAACGUGGAAAAAUUAAAUUUAUUUUCAUCAAACAAUUUAGACACGAACGUGCAAAAAUUAGACUUUAAUAACCAUUUUGAUUCCAAUUUAACUCCAUGUAAUGAAUUCGAAUCUAAUAAUUUAAUAUCAUCCAAUAAUAUGUUAUAUGAUUAUAAAUCACAUGACUUAGAAUCGACAAACAAUUAUACAUUUGAAGGCGUCCAAGAGGAUUCAAAUUUACUUACUCCAUCUUUUGGAAAUAUGUAUUUUGAUAUAGAGUCACAAUGUAUUGAAAUAGUAGAUAAACAUCAAAAUGAUUUAGAAAUGUGUACUCCAUCUUUUGGAAAUAUGUAUUUUGAUAUAGAGUCACAAUGUAUUGAAAUAGUAGAUAAACAUCAAAAUGAUUUAGAAAUGUGUACUCCAUCAUUUGGAAAUGAAUAUGGAGAAUUAAAUUAUGAAGAUAAUAAUAAUAACUUCAAUGAGGUACACAACAAUAUGGAACCAACCGUUCAGACUGAAGAUAAUAUUCUAUAUAAUAUAAGAACUAAAUCAUUAAAACGAGGAAGAGAUAAUUCAGAUGAGAAUGUACAAUCUGAUACAGCUUUUGUAAAUGUUGUAUCAACAAAAACAGAUUUAGAAUCUGGAACAUAUGAUAAUAUAAUGGAUGAAAACAAAAUGAAUCAUAUUGAUAAUAAAUUCUGUUCUUUUGAAAAGGAAGAACCAGAAACAUAUGAAAAUAAUUUUGAUUCAAAAAAUUUAAAUAAUAUUGAUGUUAUGGAUUUUAAUAUAUAUAAAGAAGGACAUGAACAAACAUCUAAUCUUCCAAAGGUAUCUGUGUGUACAGAACCAGUAGAUGGACAACAUGAAAAAGACGCCUCCACUAUAGAAAUAGAAAAUGUCAUUACCUAUACAAAUGAAGAUGAAAUUAAUACUAUCCAAGAUAUACCAAGUAUGGAGGAUGAAAUGGAUAUAUGUGCAUCUACGGAAGUACAAAUUAAUAAAUCAAAAGAUGAGGAAGUAGAAAAAGUAGAGGAAGUAGAGAAAAUGGAGAAAGUAGAGAAAAUGGAGCAAGUAGAGCAAGUAGAAUUAGAAAUUAUGACAAGUCCUAUAAAUGAAGUUAAAGAGAUUACUUCCAUUGAAUUAUCUAAUGAAGUAUUAAAAACUAAUGUAAUGGAUAUACAUAAUUGUUCCUUAGAUAUUCGUAAAAGAAAAAAUACAACUGAUAUAGCUUUAGGAGAAUCUGAAUGUGAAAAGGUUGUAAAGAGAAUAUGUAAUGUAAAAAAAAAUGAGGAGAUAAUAAAUAGUAAGAGUAGAAAAAUAAAAAAAAAUAAAAGGAACAUGAAAAAUAAACGUAUAUCAUUAUAUAAAAUUAAAAUUUCUAACAUUCAAUCAGUAUUAAAUCAAUAUGAUGAUAAUUUAAAAAAUAUUAUUAGUAUAGUUCCAGCUAAGGCUGAAGAAUCUACAAAUGAAUCUGAAGUCAUGAAGACUGAAGAUAAAAAUAUUAUGAAUGAUGUUCCAGUAACACAAGAAGAAUUUGAUAUAAAACCAAAAGUAGUAGAAUCUAAUCUCAUCGAAUCAAAUAAUAAUAAUAAUAAUAAUAACAAAAAAUCAAAGAAUAUGAAUAUAGUCAAAAAUCCAAGUAUGGUAGUUCAUUAUAUUAAUCAAGUUAUAUAUUUUUAUAACAGCAUAAGAUAUAGUAACUUUAAUUUAUCUAUUGAUUUAAAUAUGAUUAACCUUAACAAGAAAAAUUCUAAAAUUACUACAGAUAAAUUGAUAAAAUCUAAAUGUAUUCAUAAUAGAUCAAUGAGUUCAAUCAUCAAAAAAUAUAACAGUAUGAAAAUCAAAAGAAGUGUAAUAAAGAAGAUAUUUAUCAAAAACAUUAUUCAAAAGGGAGCUGAGAAAAAGCAAGAUACUGUUAAGAAGGUGAAGAACAUUUUGAAAAGGAAAUCAGAUGCUAAUAAAAAAAACAAAAAUAAUAAAAAUAAUAAUAAUAAGGUUAAGUAUAAUAAAAUGAAAAAAAAUAUGUAUAGCACAAAUUUAAUUAUUCAUUAUGUAUUCUCCAAAUUUUAUCGUCUUCAUACUAUUAAAUUCAAAAAAUUUCUAAGGAAAUUUAAAAAGGUAUCUAUGACCAAGAAAUCUACUUUAUCAAAUAUACAAGACGUUAAAGCAGAUGUAAAGGACAGUACAUUAGAAAUAAAAUCACCUGAACAAAAUGUAAAUGAACAUAAAAGAAAGGCUACUACUGUUGCUGUUGUAAGUACAGAAUAUAUAUGCUACAGGUGUACGAAAAGAAUAUGUACUGGACAGGAUGAUUCUGAGAAUAAUGUAUCUAUCAAAAAAGAUGUGAAAGAAGACAUCGUAGAAGAAAUAAAAGAAGAUAAUAUAGAUGUAAUAAAAGAAGAUAAUGUAGAAGUAAUAAAAGAAGACAAAAAUGUAAUUGUAGAUGAUGUCGUAGAAAAAUAUAUUAUGGACAAAGUGAUCAGAGAUUAUCUUAAAGAGGAUUCAGAUAAAUCUGUGAAAAAAUAUACUAGGGAAAAUAAUAUUAAUAGUAGAAGAAAAAGAAAACGUUUUAUAUUAGAUAAAGAUUUAUAUUUAGGAUAUAAUAAAUUUUUAUGUAAUAAAGAUAAAGUGACUAAGAAUAGAAGAAGUGAUAAAGAUGAUGAUAAUAAUAAUAAUAAUAAUAAUACACCUAAGGAAAAAGAAAAUGAGAACAAUACGAAAUCUACCUUAUAUGGUUAUUUUUUACGAUUUGUUAAAAGAUUAUCUUUAAGUAGAAAUAUAGGUUUUAAUAAGAAGGAGACAUCUACCCAAAAUACAAAUGAGAAUAAUAAUAAUGAUAAUGAUAAAAAUAAUACAGAAACUGAAUCAGGUAAUUGCAUUACACGAUUUAUCAAAAGAAUAACAUUUGGAAAGAACAGAAAUAAUGAUGAGAAUAAUACAUUUAAUGAAGUUAAGUUUACCAUAUCUGAACGUAAAAAAAUUAUGCAAGAAGAAAAAGAGAGGGAAACAAGAAGUAUUUUAAAAGAUUUUCAUAGCGAAAAUGAGAGUAUAGCUAAUUAUUAUGAAGAGAAGAAGGUUGAGAAUGUUGAAAAAAAUAAUAAGAAUGAUAACAAAAAAGAUAACAAAAAAGAUAACAAAAAAGAUAACAAAAAAGAUAACAAAAAUAAUAAUAAACAUCAUAGUAAACAUCAUAGUAAACAUCAUCGUAAACAACCAGAACAGAAAACGUCUAUUUUUAAAAAAGUUUAUGAUUUUCUAAAAUCCCUUACCAAAACGACGGUUAUAAAUAGUGAUGUUCAGGAAAAUACAUCUAAAGUUGUACCUAAAUCCAUCAUAAAAAACACAAACAUACCAACACGAAAAAAUCGUAAUUCACAUAAGAAGUCAUCCAAUAAUAUAAUAAAGAAGAAAGUUACUUUUUGCCCAAAAAUUAAAAGAUGUAGUCAUAGUAAAAAUAAAAAGUUGAACCCAAAUAAAAAUGCUUAA
Plasmodium reichenowi is the source of this 12030-nucleotide messenger RNA. RefSeq lists its product as hypothetical. The coding region runs from base 1 to 12030 and encodes 4009 amino acids. The transcript has a single exon. The record is from RefSeq and is a predicted model, not a curated record. NCBI's taxonomy places the organism in Eukaryota, Apicomplexa, Aconoidasida, Haemosporida, Plasmodiidae.